This is a messenger RNA of Aspergillus ruber CBS 135680, 1077 nucleotides long. RefSeq names its product alpha/beta hydrolase. Bases 1 to 1077 code for a protein of 358 amino acids. Gene Ontology annotation, molecular function: hydrolase activity. Lineage: Eukaryota; Fungi; Ascomycota; Eurotiomycetes; Eurotiales; Aspergillaceae. The transcript has 2 exons. The record is from RefSeq and is a predicted model, not a curated record.
AUGGCCGAUUACACCAAAGAAUCGCUCCAUGCCCUGGGUGCUCCCGACCCAGAACUCUCCGAGUUCCUUAAAACAGCCCCCACGCCGAACCCCGACUUAACUCUCGCCCAGCGCCGCGAGGAAGUACGCUCGCGAGAAAAUUACCGCUACAAGAAUAGCCCGACAUUCGACACGAUAGAGUCCGUGGUGAAUAUUCAAAUGCGCGAUGGGCAUUCUAGCGAAACGCGUGUUUUCAAGCCCGCAGAAGCAGCGACAGGAACGCCAUUGGUGGCAUUGAUAUUUGGUGGAGGAUUUAUCAACGGCUCGAAUAUCCAGCUUGUCGCUAUCGCGCGUGCAGUUGCGAAGCUGUACGGCGCGACGACGGUGACGCUUUCGUAUCGUCUUGCGCCGGAAUACAAGUUCCCGACUGCACCUCAUGAUAUCUGGGAUAGUGUAUCGUGGCUAGCAGAGAAUGCAUCAAGCCAAAUCGGAAACGUGGAUAUGGCAAAAGGUUUUGUGAUCGGUGGUGUAUCCGCCGGCGGAAACCUCGCCAUUGUUACCGCGCACAAGGCUCUAAAGCAGAAGCUUGCCGCACCGAUCACUGGCGUCUGGGCUUGUAUCCCAGCUGGGCUCAGUGAUUCGACUAUUCCAGAGCAAUAUAAGGAUAUCUGGGCAUCGCGCGUGCAGAAUGUAAACGCGCCUUUUCUGAAUACGCAAGCCAUCGAGAUCAUCAGCCAAUUGUACCAACCUAUCGAGACCUCGGAGGACUACACACCCUUCCCGGAUCCAGCAGAUCUCUCUUGCCUCUCGGGUAUCCCCCGCACUCACGUCCAAGUUGCCGGACUCGACCCCCUCCGCGACGACGGAUUGAUUUACGAAAAGGCGCUACGUGAUCACGGUGUCGAGACGAAACUCGAUGUGUAUCCUGGUGUUCCUCAUGCGCAUUUCUCGGCAUUGCCGGGGUUGAAGGCGUCGUCUCAGAGUAGGAAGGAUACAUUGGUUGGGCUUGGGUGGCUGUUGAGACGGGAGGUGGAUGUUAAUGCUGUGGAGGGUGUUGAGGAGGCGUGGAAGCAGGCACUGCUUGGGACUGUUAAAUAA